Symbiodinium natans is the source of this 154-nucleotide messenger RNA. NCBI's taxonomy places the organism in Eukaryota, Dinophyceae, Suessiales, Symbiodiniaceae. The record is from the annotation of a GenBank genome assembly.
AUGGAUCCCCGCGACCGCCGGCCCAGUGAUCCGGAGGGCCCUCCUGGCGUGACCAAGCUCUUGCCCGCCAUCGGAGUUGGUGGCGCGGUGGGCGUGCUUACAGGUGUGGUCACACUGGGUACAGCCGUCAUGGUCGGCGCAGGCACGGCCGUCG